Messenger RNA from Globicephala melas (long-finned pilot whale), 3762 nucleotides. RefSeq names its product FYN proto-oncogene, Src family tyrosine kinase (gene FYN). Gene Ontology annotation, cellular component: extrinsic component of cytoplasmic side of plasma membrane. NCBI's taxonomy places the organism in Eukaryota, Metazoa, Chordata, Mammalia, Artiodactyla, Delphinidae. The record is from RefSeq and is a predicted model, not a curated record. Gene Ontology annotation, molecular function: ATP binding; signaling receptor binding; non-membrane spanning protein tyrosine kinase activity. Gene Ontology annotation, biological process: innate immune response; protein phosphorylation; cell differentiation.
GCUGGGGCUGGAGGGGCUGGAGCAUCAACGCGAGUAGCUGCGAGCAGCCGCGGCAGCGGCUGCGCGUAGUUGCAGUUGCGCCAUCUGUCAGGAGCGGAGCCGGCGGGGAGGGGGCUGCCGCGGGAGAGGAGGAGGGGUCGCCGCGAGCCGAAGGCCGUCGAGACCCGACCGCCGACCGGCCGCGGGAGCAGAGGAGAGGCUGCACUCGGAGCCGCGCGUCCACCGCCGUCCGGGCGCGCGGCGCUUCAAGCCGAGCACCGAGGGCUUCCCAGGCUCACACAAAGCCGCCGCCCGCGCCUGGGAGGGAUCCGGCCGCCGGGCCGGGGACACCCGGCGCCGCCCCCUGGGCACUCUCAGAAGGCCCACCGGCUCCCGGGCCCGCCGAGGAACCACCGGAGCCGCUUCGGCCGCGCCGGAGGAGGGCGGGGAGAGGACCAUGUGAAUGGGCUCCGGAGCCUGAGCGCAGCGCAGUUUUUUGAAGAAGAAGGAUGCUGAUCUAGACGUGGAAAAAGACCAGUCCAGCAGCUGUAUUAGAAGACAUGUGGUAUAUAUAAAGUUUGUGAUCGUUGGGGGAAAUUUUGGGAGCUUCAAGAUGGCGGAAGAGUAAGAUGCGGAGAUCACCUUCCUCCCCACAGAUACAUCAGAAAUACAUCUACAUGUGGAACAACUCCUACAGAACACCUACUGAACGCUGGCAGAAGACCUCAGACCUCCCAAAAGGAGUUUAGAUAAUGGGCUGUGUGCAAUGUAAGGAUAAAGAAGCAACAAAACUGACGGAGGAGAGGGAUGGCAGCCUGAACCAGAGCUCCGGGUACCGCUAUGGCACAGACCCCACUCCUCAGCACUACCCCAGCUUCGGCGUGACCUCCAUCCCAAACUACAACAACUUCCACGCAGCCGGGGGCCAAGGACUCACCGUCUUUGGGGGUGUGAACUCUUCGUCUCAUACUGGGACCUUGCGAACGAGAGGAGGAACAGGAGUGACCCUGUUUGUGGCCCUGUACGAUUAUGAAGCACGGACGGAAGAUGACCUGAGUUUUCACAAAGGAGAAAAAUUUCAAAUAUUGAACAGCUCGGAAGGAGAUUGGUGGGAAGCACGCUCCUUGACAACUGGAGAGACUGGUUACAUUCCCAGCAAUUAUGUGGCUCCAGUUGACUCCAUCCAGGCAGAAGAGUGGUACUUUGGAAAACUUGGCCGAAAAGAUGCUGAGCGACAGCUUUUGUCCUUUGGAAACCCAAGAGGUACCUUUCUUAUCCGUGAGAGUGAAACCACCAAAGGUGCCUAUUCACUUUCUAUUCGUGACUGGGAUGAUAUGAAAGGAGACCAUGUCAAACAUUAUAAAAUUCGCAAACUUGACAACGGUGGAUACUAUAUUACCACCCGGGCCCAGUUUGAAACACUUCAGCAGCUUGUACAACAUUACUCAGAGAGAGCCGCAGGCCUCUGCUGCCGCCUAGUAGUUCCCUGUCACAAAGGGAUGCCAAGGCUUACCGAUCUAUCUGUCAAAACCAAAGAUGUCUGGGAAAUCCCUCGAGAAUCCCUGCAGUUGAUCAAGAGACUGGGAAAUGGGCAGUUUGGGGAAGUAUGGAUGGGUACCUGGAAUGGAAACACAAAAGUAGCCAUAAAGACUCUUAAACCCGGCACAAUGUCCCCUGAAUCGUUUCUUGAAGAGGCACAGAUCAUGAAGAAGUUGAAGCAUGACAAACUGGUUCAGCUCUAUGCGGUGGUGUCUGAGGAGCCCAUCUACAUUGUCACCGAGUAUAUGAAUAAAGGAAGUUUACUCGAUUUCUUAAAAGAUGGAGAAGGAAGAGCUCUGAAGUUACCAAACCUUGUGGACAUGGCAGCACAGGUUGCUGCGGGAAUGGCGUAUAUCGAGCGCAUGAAUUAUAUCCACAGAGACCUGCGGUCAGCAAACAUUCUCGUGGGGAAUGGACUAAUUUGCAAGAUCGCCGACUUCGGAUUGGCCAGGUUGAUCGAAGACAAUGAGUACACAGCAAGACAAGGUGCAAAGUUCCCCAUUAAGUGGACAGCCCCCGAAGCAGCCCUGUACGGGAGGUUCACAAUCAAGUCUGACGUGUGGUCUUUUGGAAUCUUACUUACAGAGCUGGUCACCAAAGGAAGAGUUCCGUACCCAGGCAUGAACAACCGGGAGGUGCUGGAGCAAGUGGAGCGCGGCUACAGGAUGCCGUGUCCGCAGGACUGCCCCAUCUCCCUCCAUGAGCUCAUGAUCCACUGCUGGAAAAAGGACCCCGAAGAGCGGCCCACUUUCGAGUACUUGCAGGGCUUCCUGGAAGACUACUUCACCGCCACAGAGCCCCAGUAUCAGCCUGGUGAAAACCUGUAAGACCUGGGUCUGCAGAGAGAGGCCUGGUCCAAGAGGCUUCCCCGCCCCCUCCCCAUUAGCUUUCAAUUCCGUAGCCAGCUGCUCCGAGCAGAGCAGUGAGAACUGUCCAGGAUCAGAUUGCAUGUGACUCUGAAGCUGACGAACUUCCAUGGCCCUCAUUAAUGACACUUAUCCCCAAAUCCGAACCUCCUCUGUGAAGCAUACGAGACAGAACCUUGUUAUUUCUCAGACUUUGGAAAAUGCGUUGUAUCGAUGUUAUGUAACAGGCCAAACCUCUGUUCAGUGUAAAUAGUUAUUCCAGUGCCAACGAUCCUAGUGCUUUCCUUUUUUUAAAAUGCAAAUCCUAUGUGAUUUUAACUCUGUCUUCACCUGAUUCAACUAAAAAAAAAGUAUUAUUUUCCAAAAGUGGCCUCUUUGUCUAAAACAAUAAAAUUUUUUUUCAUGUUUUAACAAAAACCAACCGGGACAGGUGUUUGUUUUUUAUUCUUUUUUCUAAAUAUGAAUAUAUAUAAUAUAUACAUCCCUGUACAUACACCAUGUGGGUGCUAACGUGGAGACCGUGGCCGACGUGGGCCACAGAGCUUCGGGACCCAGAGUGAGGAUUUGACUGGAAAAUCAACACAAAAGCACCGGUGUUAUUCUGAAAACCAGUGGCCUCGUUCUUUGGCUUUUGCAAAACAUGAUUUGAUUUUUUUUUUUUUAAUUUGGAUUGCACUUUUUUGGUUCAUGACUGUGCUGUAGAUGGCUGUUACUUUGACUCUUUUCAGCAGCACCCCGCCCCCAGCUGAAUUCACAAGUUCUGUUUCCAGUAUUUGCUUCGACUUACUACGAUCUUGAAACUUAAAAGUGAGCCUCUUUAAAGCAAGCAAGUGGCCAAUACUACCAGGGGAACUAGAAGAUGGAUACCACACAAACUUCUUGUAUAAAACAUGAAUGCUGAAAUGUUUCCAACUUUUUUAAUUUAAUAAACCUUGUAACCACAUUUAAAUGGUCUAAAACCCAUAGCACUGUAGUCGUGGCAACCUGCUAAACUUUCUCAUUCAACUAACCCUUAUGGGAAGGUGAGGGUGGGAGGUCGUACAUUUCCCAUUGUAAAAUAAGUGUUUGAAUGUCCUGUACUGCUAAUGAAAUGACUUUCUCUAUGUCCAAGGGUCCUCCAGUGAAAUAACUAUGCACUACUUUACAUCUCAUGGGGAAGCACAAAAAAACGUAUUACAUUCUUAGUUGCUGUUUGUACCAACUUUGAAUUACAUAUGUUUAACAAGUCAAAAACCCUAUUUCUAUUGAGUUUUUAAUACUGAGUGGCAACUCUGAAGUCUUAAUUCCUUUUUUGUUACGAUUUCUUUGUGAGUUUACAUUUUUGAAUUGUUUAACUUUCUUAAUUUAGUAAUUAAAAAGACAGCAUUUUACAUUUGAA